AUGGCAGCCGAUCGGAAUUCAUGCAUGCACAAACAUCGGAAGCAGGCCCAUCUCGGUACGUACACCCUAGCCUCCAUCGCACUGCAACGCCUUCUGCUGAUCAAAUGGCAGGCUACCCAUCGAGUCGUCUACACGCCAAAGAAGAUUGUCGUGUGGCUGGCAGUGGCUUGGUCUAUCCCUCUGCUUGUCAUCCUCAUCCCACCACUCGCAGACGUGGGUGCGGUAGGGUACAACAAGAAAUACCAUAUCUGUGGAUUCCCAUCUACCAAUCAUCGCUCCCACGAUUACGAUCUCAUCCUAGUUAUUGUGUUAUACCCUAUCCCUCUCAUAACCAUCAUCAUCUGUUAUGCUCUCAUCUGGAAGCAUCUCCGCAAUCACGCUAAGAAAUUGACUGCUCCUGAAUCCUCUGCCAAGCUGACGUUUGCCCACAUGACUGUGGUGUCACAAUCGGUAGCUACUGUGAAUACAUGCAGUAACCAUGCAUCCACAUCCACACAAGGAACCCUCAGCCAAUCCCAGAUGAGUCGCCAUAUGACCGAGAUCACCAAGAACAUGUUCUACAUCGUCUGUGCCUUCAUUUUGUGCCUGACUCCCUGUGCCAUCUGCCUGUUAAAUGACGGAACUGACCCAUUCCUACCCUACGCCUUUGCGAUCAUGCUGUUCAACAGUUGUGUCAAUCCGCUCAUCUACGCCACCAAACACCGGGACUUCAAGACCGUCUUCCGUUGCAUCCUGCGCCGCAAGUGGGAGGACAUCCCAGAACCCUCGGAUUUCCUGAAGAUGCUGAUAUCAGGUGAAAGGCCAUUCUGUGGAGGUGUGGUCACCUAA
Molecule: messenger RNA, 828 nt
Organism: Patiria miniata (bat star)
Lineage: Eukaryota; Metazoa; Echinodermata; Asteroidea; Valvatida; Asterinidae
Product: alpha-1D adrenergic receptor-like
Exons: 2
Coding region: 1-828 (275 amino acids)
Biological process (GO): G protein-coupled receptor signaling pathway
Cellular component (GO): membrane
Molecular function (GO): G protein-coupled receptor activity
Source: RefSeq, a predicted model, not a curated record